AUGCUGCGACGAAUUGCCAGCCGCACCCUCAGGGAGCCUGUCCUCCGACCUCUGUCGCCUGGUCCUCAAUCCGCCGCUGCUGCCACUUCGGCUGCCGUCCUCUCGUAUCAGUACCAACUGCUCCAGCAAUCGCGAGGCCUCGUCUCAUCUGUCCUCCUCAGCAGCACUCGAGAUGCCUACGAAACCAAGAAGAUGGCCGAGCUUAAAGCAGAGCUCAAGUCGCGCGGCCUCGCUUACACGGGUCGCAAGGAAGAUCUCAUCAAGCGCCUCGUAGACCAUGACGCUUUCAUCAACGGAAGCACCGCCAACAUGGAGUCUGUUCUCGGCGCUCGUCCUCAGCUCCGCAAAAAGUCGACGCUGGCUUCCCUGCGCAAUCCAGAGAACGACGCAAAGAAGAAGCAAGGCACCGCUCCGCCAUCGCCAACCUCGCAGUCUGGUACCGCCGCGAACAAGGGCACCCCACCUGCUCCUACCUCCGAUGGACUCAAGGGUCCCACUGUUGAUGAUGAGACUGCCAACGCCAUUGUCGGCACUGGCAAGAAGCCGCUCGGCAGUAUGAAGGAGUCCGAGACUCCUGCCAACCUCGAGGCUGGGUCUGUUCACAACGCAGCUGCCGAUGGCCUUGCCGACGGCACCACGGCCAAAGCAUCGCCGUGGCAGGCUGAAGACGAACCUGCCAAGAAGACGACGCCACCCGGUCUGCCUCCUCAGAAGGCGCCUCACGCUAAAGAGACCUUCAACAUUCAGAUCCCUUACUACCCCGACCCUCCGGUUCCCGGCGCUGAGAUCCCUAUCGUAACUUCCUACACUUCGCCGCACCUGCGUCAGCCCAUGCAGCAGACCGAAUCGUCACCCUUCGUGCCCAAGGCCAUCAGCGUCUCGGCUAGCUCGGCCAUCUCGCAUGCCUCAGACAUGUCGGACCAUGCUGUGUCCGAUAGCGCCGAGCAGGACAAGCGCAAGGGCGUCCUCUCCGAGAUCCUCGCCGACCUCGAGUCUUUCUCCGGUUCGAGCGGCAGCAGCUCCGAAUCGGCUCUUUCGAGUAUCAACAAGAGCGUAGAUGCUGCCAAGGACGCUUUUAGCAGCGUCGCGCAGCAGGCAAAGGGUGCUUUCGUUUCGGCAACUGGAAUCGACCCUUCUUCGUCCUCAUCUUCAUCCUCUUCUUCUAGCAACUCAUCCUCUUCUCGCAAGAGCACCAACCGACCUUUGAAUGACCAGGAACGCACGGGUGCCUUUGUGCUCGCCGGCAUUGUUGCUGGUGGCUUUGUUCUCGGUGGCCUCGCCCAGCCCAGCAAGAGCAAGAGUAAGGAUUCCAACCACAACCACGACCAUGGCAGCGCCGCCUCCAGCAAGAAUUUUGCAGCUCCAGCCACGGUGACCGGUAAGGUGGUCCCUGUUGCGGCUGUCCCACGCGGCGAUGGUGCUGCCAGUAAGACCGAGUCCAAGCCGUCGGGAUCUUCGAUCCAGACUCCUGCAGGAAGUAAGACGCUCGCGCCCAUCAUGUGUGUUCCCAAGGGCACGCAGCUUUCCUCUUCGUCCGGAGUCAGCGUUGUCAACAACCAAGCCGCAUCGACGCUGGCAAGGCUUGCGCAGCUGUCCACUUGCGAGGUGAGCAAGUCCCUUUCCUGA
This is a messenger RNA of Mycosarcoma maydis (corn smut), 1626 nucleotides long. RefSeq lists its product as uncharacterized. Lineage: Eukaryota; Fungi; Basidiomycota; Ustilaginomycetes; Ustilaginales. The record is from RefSeq and is a predicted model, not a curated record. The transcript has a single exon. Bases 1 to 1626 code for a protein of 541 amino acids.